AGCCUUGUUCACCAUAUACAUUCAGAUUCGACCUCCUCUGAGAUAAACUCAACAAUGGGGAACCAGUCUUCUUCCAAUAAAAGAAAAGCUCUUCCCAUUGACUCUCCAUUCAAACUUCCAGCUGGUACCCCAGUUUGGCCCCAAGGUGAUGGAUUUGGCAGGGGAAUCAUUGAUCUCGGUGACCUGCAAGUGUCUCAAGUUUCAAGCUUUAACAAAGUGUGGACCACUUUUGAUGGAGGACCAGACAAUGCUGGGGCUACUUUCUUUGAACCAGCUUCCAUUCCUGAUGAAUUCUCCAUGUUAGGUUGCUAUGCCCAGCCCAAUAAUAAGCCUCUUUUUGGAUGGGUCCUUGUGGCCAAGCCAAAUUCUUCUGCUGAAAAUGGAGCUUUAGCAAAACCAGUUGAUUACACUCUGGCCUGGACUAGCAAGUCUCUGGACAUCAAGCAAGACAACACAGGCUAUUUCUGGUUACCAACACCCCCUGAUGGCUAUAAGGCAGUCGGCCAUGUCGUCACUGCCUCGCCGGAGAAGCCUUCCCUCGACAGAAUCCGGUGUGUCAGGUCAGACCUCACGGACCAAACCGAGACACACUCAUGGAUUUGGGGACCAGGCAAGAGCAGCAGCGACUCAGAUGGGUUUAAUGUCUACAACACAAGACCAACCAACAGAGGAAUUCAAGCUCCAGGUGUUCCUGUAGGUACUUUCCUUGCUCAAAAUGGAGGAACUAAUGGAACUCUUUCAAUAGCCUGCUUGAAAAACACCAAACUUGACUUCUCCUCCAUGCCUAAUCUUCCUCAAGCUGAGGCAUUAAUGGAAGCUUAUGCUCCAUUGAUGUACCUUCAUCGGGAUGAGAAGUAUCUUCCUUCUUCUGUCAAGUGGUAUUUUGCAAAUGGGGCAUUACUCUAUACCAGAGGUGAAGAGUCAAAACCUGUUGCAAUAAAUGAAUCUGGCUCUAACCUUCCUCAAGGAGGAGACAACGACGGAGCAUACUGGAUAGACCUUCCAGAAGACAAAUCCAACCAAGAAAGGGUCAAAAGAGGAGAUUUACAGAGCUUCCAAGCAUAUUUACAUAUAAAACCAAUGUUUGGAGCAACAUUUACAGACAUUUCCAUCUGGAUUUUCUACCCAUUCAACGGCCCAUCAAUAGCUAAAGUGGUCGUCCUCGAAAAGAUCUCACUGGGGCAAAUCGGCGAACAUGUGGGCGACUGGGAGCACGUGACGCUGAGAAUAAGCAACUUCAAUGGCGAAUUAAACAGCGUAUACUUCUCCCAACACAGCGGAGGCCAAUGGGUGAACGUUUCGGAGCUCGAAUUCCAAUCUGGGAAGAAUAAACCCGUCGCAUACUCUUCCCUAAACGGCCACGCGUUGUACUCAAGACCCGGUCAUGUUCUUCAGGGUACAAAGACGAUCGGGAUAAGAAACGAGACGCAGAAAAGCGAGAAGUUUGUGGAUUUGGGGAAGGGAUUUGAGGUAGUAGCAGGGGAGUACUUGGGGUCGGCGAUAUCGGAGCCGGCGUGGCUGAAUUAUCGGAGGCAUUGGGGUCCGAAGAUAAGCUACAAGAUAGAUGAAGAGCUGGAUAAGGUGGAGAAGGUGUUGCCGGAGAAUCUGAGAAGUGGGUUUCGGAAGUUUCGGGAUUCUUUGCCGAAUGAGUUGUUCGGAGAAGAAGGUCCCACCGGACCUAAGUUGAAGACAAGUUGGAGCGGGGAUGAACGCUGAAUUCAACUCUCAAGCCUAUCGUUGCAUUGCAUGCCCAACCUUUGGGAAACAUCAUGUCAAUUAGUACUGUGUUUUUACUUUUUUAUUUGUGCGAGUCGCCGAGUAGUUUUGAUUUAUUUUCAACGUAGGUUUUCAGUGUAAUCUUUCCAUCUUUCUUAUAAAUUAUUUUUAUUAAUC
Prosopis cineraria is the source of this 1893-nucleotide messenger RNA. RefSeq lists its product as hypothetical. Bases 55 to 1716 code for a protein of 553 amino acids. The transcript has 2 exons. The record is from RefSeq and is a predicted model, not a curated record. NCBI's taxonomy places the organism in Eukaryota, Viridiplantae, Streptophyta, Magnoliopsida, Fabales, Fabaceae.